AUGGAUCAUGAAUCUUUGAAACAUUUGAAAGGACAACAUAAACUGAACAAGAGACAUGCACGAUGGGUUGAGUACAUUGAGACGUUUCCCUAUGUCAUUCGGUAUAAACAAGGUAAGGAGAAUGUGGUUGUUGAUGCACUUUCACGCAGGUAUGCCUUAAUAUCUACUCUUGAUGCUAAAUUACUUGGUUUUGAGCUCAUUAAGGAACUUUAUCAUGUUGACCACGACUUUGGAGAGAUUUAUGGCGCUUGUGAAAAAUCUGCUAAGGGAAAGUUUUAUAGGCAUGAGGGUUUCUUGUUUAGGGAGCAUCGGUUGUGUGUACCUUAUUGUUCAUUGAGAGAUUUAAUUGUUCUUUAG
Molecule: messenger RNA, 357 nt
Organism: Humulus lupulus (European hop)
Lineage: Eukaryota; Viridiplantae; Streptophyta; Magnoliopsida; Rosales; Cannabaceae
Exons: 2
Coding region: 1-357 (118 amino acids)
Source: RefSeq, a predicted model, not a curated record